Molecule: messenger RNA, 3013 nt
Organism: Epinephelus lanceolatus (giant grouper)
Lineage: Eukaryota; Metazoa; Chordata; Actinopteri; Perciformes; Serranidae
Product: E3 SUMO-protein ligase ZBED1-like
Molecular function (GO): DNA binding; protein dimerization activity
Source: RefSeq, a predicted model, not a curated record
UAAAUAUAUUAUUUUCUUUUUAAAAACGACGUUUCAACAAACUCAUACCCACACUCGCCUAACUUUCAUUUUCUGUCAGGACAUAUGCAAAAGUGAAACUGGUCACAAACUGGCUUUUUAUUACCCAAAAGACCCUUUUUUGGCGGUGGCAGUCGGUGCUAGCUGCUAACAUUAGCUAGCUAGCUAACGUUAAAAACAUUUUCAGACAUAAGCCAGCUGCACGGAAAAUAAUGAAGCGUACGGGGAGGAGACGGAGCUCUGUGUGGGACUGCUUUGAACAAGUUGGGAACUUCGUCCGCUGCAUGAAAUGUGACGCUACGUUGAAGUACUGCGGCGGAGCCACCAGCUCCAUGAUGAACCACAUGAGCAGGCACCAUCCGUCCACGGCACCCAUAGACGAGGACGAGAAACCGGUGAUUUGUACCGUUCAGUGUAUGGAGGAGGAGAGCAGCGCUAAUUCGGACGGCAUGCAGGUUGCUAUCAUGCCACCCAACGUAAACAUGACUGCCAACCCCCAUGAGCGUGACUAUGGAGAGAGGAAGCGCCUGAAGCGGAGCUCUGUGUGGGACAUUUUCAUCAAAGUGGAUGACGAGGUGCACUGCACGAUGUGCGACACCAAGCUGAAGUACAGGAGCAGCACCACGAGCAUGAUGUACCACAUCAAAAACAAGCACCCAGACACUAUGCCUAAUGAUGGCGUGUCACUGGCAACACAUGCAGAGGUGACUGAGCUCAUCUCCAGAAUGAUAGAGAAGGACAUGCUUCCCAUCAGCGUGGUUAGUGGUGAUGGCUUUCGUGAGCUACUUACACACACUGUGCAUAACUAUAAAAUGCCAUCUGUUGGUGAUAUCACGCGCCUCAUUGAAGGUCAUUUCCAUGAGAAAGUGGAGGAGCUUGUGGUGCAGCUGGGCAGAGUGGAGAAAGUGGCUCUCACUGCUGACUUCUGGACAGCCCUCCCAUUUCAGAGGUACAUUACAGUUUUCUGUUCGUUCAUAACAGAGGAUUGGCAGGGGAGGUCAGCUGUGUUGCAGACACACAAGCUAUCAUCAGACAGCCACACCACUACAGACAGCAUCACAGAGAAGCUUCUUAACACCGUGCAGUCCUGGGGUAUCGCUGGCAAAGUGACUGCAUGUGUUCAUAACAACAUACAGGACAUCUUGUCAGCCAAUGCGUGUGCCCGUGUCACCUGGGACUAUGCAACUUGCUUUGCCACAACACUGCAGCUAGCAGUCAGCGAUGGGCUGAGUGAGGAUCUAGUCCGCAUCAUUGUUGCUGCAGGAAAACUAGUCAAACACUUCAAUCAAAACUUGCUGGCAAGCGAGGCCUUGGAGCAGAAGCAAGUUCAGAUGUGCCUGCCACAGCACAAGCUUAUCCAGUCGAGCAAAGCUAGAUGGGACACAAUCUGCGAUAUGUUUGAACGGUUACUGGAGCAGCGGUGGGCAAUUAAAGCUGUGCUCUCUGAUCGCACAAUUACCAACAGACAGGAAGCCCAGAUCCUUGAGAUUGAAGAUGAUUGCUGGCAAAUAAUUGAGAAUUUCACACCUGUGCUGGCAACUCUGAAAUGGGCAACCACAGUCAUAUCUGCUGAAACAGAAGUGUCCAUUUCAAACAUCUACCCAAUCACAUUCAGUCUCAUUCAGACCCACCUUGUGCCAAAAGAAAAUGAUGUGGAACAAGUCUCUGAGUUUAAGCUGAAAGUUCAGAAGUCACUUAGAAAUCACAUGGAGGUGGACUCUAAUGACCUAGCCUCCAAACCCGCUCUGAUAGCCUCUAUGCUGGACCCUCGUCACAAACAUCUCAGCUUCCUGACGCCGACGGGGAGACUAGCCGCAAAGGUUAAACUGCAUGAACUGGUUUCAAAAUUAGAUGUGAUAACUACUACUGUGGGCACAAAGGAUGAACAGCAGGAGAUCCUGGUCACGCCUGACAUUAGCCAGGUGGCUAUGCCCUCACAACUAAGAAGCGACACCAAGAACACCAUGAUGUUGCUCCUGGGAGACAACUACAGCUCCUCCUACGCCACAGACUCGGAGGCUCAGGUAGAUUAUUACUUGAGAGACAUUGCUCCUUCACUGGACAUAAACCCCCUUGACUGGUGGAGGGUAAAUGGACCGAGAUUCCCCAAACUGGCCACUCUGGCGAGACACUAUUUGUGUGUACCUGGAGUAUCGCUGCCAUCUUUAUUGUCAGAGGCUGGACAAACGUUUGCAACGAGGCGUACAAGACUGAGCGCAGAGCAUACUGACAUGAUGAUCUUUGUCAACAGAAAUACAUAACUUGCAUGACCCUACAUGAUGGAAGAGUACACUGACCUACACCAAUUAUAAGCUUACUGUAGGGCAAUGGGGGGCAAGAGGCAGUGGGUACAAGUAGGUAUGGCUGUUACAAGAAAGAAUGUUAAUAUGUUGUAUAUGCUGGUGCAAAUAAUGCUACAAACUACUUAUUUUUUUUAAUCAACAAAACUUUUUCCCCCUCAAGAGUCACUGUGAACUGAGCGGCAGUCAAAUACCUAACUAUACCAUAACUAUUGCUGUAGUUCCCAACAUCAAAACACAGUGAUUUGUCUUAUUACCUCACUUGAAUUGUCUGCUGACACCUGACCUGGCUUUCAGUAGUGGAUAGUGAGCCAAUGUUUAAAUGAUGUCAGCAAUAUCUGUGUUAGCGCAAGGACACUACAAAUGCUUGGCAUUCUACAUCAAACAUGAGGCAUAACCAUGGAUCUACUAAAGGCUGCUUACAGUAUAACCUUUGCCAUUACACAGGUAAUAUGUUUUGUGCAUGGUCGUUACAAACACAUUCAUAAUAGAUUUCUGUACGACAGUCUACAUAGAAGGGUUAAACUAAAAACAGUGAAGAACUAUCACUGGUUUGUUCCUUUGUUAGCAUGGUAGCAUACUGAAUAACUAUAUUAUCAAUACAGCUAGAAACUCACUGACCAAACUAACUGUAUUAUUAACUAGUAUUAUUGUGGUGUCUGUCGUGUUUCUUAAUGUGCUACACAAAUAUAAAA